AUGUCUACUCUCCUGGAAAACAUCACUGCCAUCAUCAAACUAUUUCACGAAUAUUCAAAAACAGAUAAGGAGACUGACACAUUGAGUGCAAAAGAGCUGAAGGAACUUCUGGAAGCAGAGUUUCAGCCAAUCCUGAAGAAUCCAGAUGACCCAGAUACUGCCGAUGUUUUCAUGCAUAUCCUCGAUGUAGAUCACAACCAUAAAAUAGACUUUACAGAGUUUUUCCUGAUGGUAUUCAAGUUGGCUCAAGCAUAUUAUUAUACCCAGAGACCGAAUUUCAAGACAUUAGGGAAAAAGCAGAAAAAGAAUAGAUACCAUUAUGAAGAUGAUACAGAAGAAGAGGGGAAUAUGAAGGAAAAGAAGAAGAACGUGGUUACGAAAAUAAAGAUAGAGGAUGUGAAAAAUGGAUAG
Messenger RNA from Globicephala melas (long-finned pilot whale), 411 nucleotides. The record is from RefSeq and is a predicted model, not a curated record. NCBI's taxonomy places the organism in Eukaryota, Metazoa, Chordata, Mammalia, Artiodactyla, Delphinidae.